AAUUCGAAUGUUUUUUUUUCUUCUAAAAUCAAAUCUCUUCUUUAUUACAAAAACUGAAAGAGCGCUUCUCUUUGGACACGAACAUUUCUCUCUUCAGUUUUUCUGUCUGUCCGAUCCGACUCGCUAUUCUAACUCGUUCUCUCUCCAAUUGGCUUACUUCUCCAACUCAAUUAUUGAGCUGUAGUUUUCUUUAAACGCCGUCGUUUUUAGUAGGCUAGGGUUUACUCCUUGAAGCGCAAGUUGAGAUUUGUUUAUCGGAUUCUUAAGGUUCGAUGUUUUGAAGUUCUUCUGAAUGGCGAUUCGGUAAAUUAAGCGGAAUGGAGCCCAUUUUUUGGAUUACGGAGUUUUGGGAGGGUUUCAAAGGUUGUCUGAUGGAUGGGGAGUAAUUAGGGUUUUUUUUUUUGUUUCUAUUGAUUUUUAGGUAUAUUUCGGACUUAAUUUGUUCAUUUCGAUAGCUAUAAGUGUAAACUUUAAGGGGAAUUUGAAACUUAGGGUUUUUCACGCACUCUGUGUGUUUGUUCAAUUUGUAGUGAAAAGUUAAAGUCGCUUGUUUCCGGGUUUAUUUUUGAAAGAGAAGCAGAAUUUUUAAGCUGAAAUAAUAGGGCUUUGUUUCAUUUAGAAGUGAGGAAGUUGUAUGAAAAAAUAGGGAUUGUAUUGGUAGAGAAAUGUUUUAUUCACAGUUUAUUUUGGCAAAGAAAGGUCCGUUGGGGACGAUAUGGAUAGCAGCUCAUCUGGAGAGAAAACUCCGAAAGAAUCAGGUGGCCGAUACCGACAUUGGUGUCUCUGUUGACUCUAUUCUGUUUCCUGAAGUACCAAUUGCACUACGAUUGUCCAGUCAUCUUCUUCUUGGAGUGGUUAGGAUAUAUUCUAGAAAGGUGAAUUACCUUUUUGAUGAUUGCAGUGAAGCUUUGCUUAAGAUAAAGCAGGCGUUUCGCUCCACUGCAGUUGAUUUACCACCGGAAGAAUCAACUGCGCCCUACCAUUCAAUCACUUUGCCCGAGACUUUUGAUCUUGAUGACUUUGAGCUCCCUGAUAAUGAGAUUUUUCAGGGAAACUAUGUUGAUCAUCACAUUAGCUCAAGAGAGCAGAUUACGCUUCAAGAUACCAUGGAUGGUGUGGUAUACUCCACGUCACAAUUUGGAUUGGAUGAGCGGUUUGGAGAUGGUGAAACUUCUCAGAUUGGUUUGCUUGAUGAGGAGCUAGUCCUAGAAAGGAUUGCAGUGCCAGGACAUGAUGGAGUUUCAAAGUAUGAUCUUCAAGGGUCAGAUUUACCUCAAAAACAAAAUCCAAGUAAUUUAGAAGCUGUGCCAGUGGAUUGCAGUGGGGAUCAGGUUGAUGCUAUAGCUGCAAAUUCUGAAUUUGUCAAGUUCGAUCAGGAACUAGUUGUUCCUAGAUUAGCGGAAGUGCCUAACUUGUCUUGUGUUCAUGAGGCACUGGCUGGUAGUGAUCAUGUGGAACCAGAACAUCACAAUCUUAAAGAAUUGGACAAUUCUGAGUACACAUCUGCUGUUGCAAUUAUCAGAGGACCUGAUGGUUUGGAUAGGGUGGAAGAUAUGCAUAAUGGCGUUAUGCACUCAAUGGAUAGAACUGAUGGGGAAUGUGCAGAAUCUCCUAGCUGCUCCAACAUCACCUUUGAUUUGGACGACCCUUCUCGAAGAACAUGUUCAAGUAGCACCUGUGUGCCCACAUCAGAUGGCUAUUUGGAGAAUGAUCAAUUAUCACAUAAAUCUGAAAUUGGCAACUAUGCUGACACCACUGAUAAUUUGGAUGAGUCAUCCUCACCUGCCAAAGCAGUAGCUUCAAAUCCAUCAUGCCCAUUGGUAUCGCCCAGUAGAAUAACAGUUAUUGAUGGUGAAGCUCAAGCUUGUCAGGAACCAAACGAUUCUGAAAAUCUUAAAAAACCUAUUAUUCAUGAAGAUGUCUCAUCUGUUCUAGUUCUUGAAAGUGAUAAUUUGGCUGCUGCAGAGCACAACUUGGUGGAAUUGUCCAUAAGGGAGGAAGUUCAUGCUUGUGGAGCUUCCAUUGAGGUGCAAGGUGAGGCCUGCCAAACUCGGAUGUCAGAACCUGGGUUAUGUGAUGACCAGUUGGAAAAUUCAAAUAUUUGUGCUAUGUCUGACUUGCCUGCUCCUGAAAAGUUACUGUCUGUACCAGAAGGACCUCUUGAUAAACCAAGUGAUAUACUGGGUGAGUCUACCUCAGACAAAGAGGUCCUAACAGGAAAUGAUGAAAUUGAUGCUGGAACGAAACUCAUUUCAGGAAAAAAGCGAAGUAUAACUGAGAGUACACUAACUAUAGAGAGUAUAAACUCAGUUGAAUCAUUUGGAAGGCCUCAAUCCAGGACUGCAGAAUCAGUUCCUGAUGAUGAUGACUUGUUGUCUUCUAUUUUAGUUUUUAUUGCUUCAGUUGGAAGAUCUUCAGUUUUCAAAAUGAAAGCAACUCCUCCACCUGAAGUAGCACCAAUGAAACGUGCACGAUCUGCACCUAGACCUAGUGCCACUAAGAGAAAAGUGCUUAUGGAUGAUACCAUGGUCUUACAUGGCGAUACCAUACGUCAACAGUUGGUUAAUACUGAAGACAUUCGUCGUAUACGCAAGAAGGCACCUUGCACUCGCCCUGAAAUUUCAUUGAUUCAGAGACUAUUCUUGGAAGAUGAAAUCUUUAGUGAACCUAUAUUUACUGGUAUGUCAGGUGACUUGGCAUGUUUGCACAGUGAACCUUAUGAUCUAAGCUGUAUCAGAAUUUCUGAAGGUGAUGAAAACCAUGCAUCAUCUGAAGUAGCUAAGGAUUCAGAGUGUUCUGUCAGACCUAAUAUUGCUAAAGAAGGUAGAAUUGAAGGGAGCUCUAUGCCUGUGAUUCACGGAAAUGAUGAACAAGCACAAUCUGCUGGCACUCCUAUUCAGACUGAUACCCAGCAGGGUGAAUACAAUGAUCUUAGUAUUCAGCUGGAUAGAUAUGCUAUUGAUGGUGUACCUCAACUUUUGCAACAUGAACUUUUAGAUGGGAUCACUGAAAUGGAAAUUGACAGAGACAAUGUGGAAGUUGCUAAUGUAGCAAAUCACUCUGUUCUGGACAAGUUCGGGGUAUUGUCUCAUACUAAUCUUGUUACUGGAGAUACUAGUAACAUGACAGCUGGGGAGAUAACCAACAGCAUAGAUGGUUCCAUGUUAAACAAUGCAACAUGCUUUCCACUUGAUCAAAAAAUGACUACUCAACCAGGGGAAGAUGCUUCUGAAUUGGAUAUGAGAAAUGACAAAGGAACUAAUCCUACAGGAGUUUUAGAAAGUAUUAUUGCAGCUGAAACUGAAUCAAAAGCAACUGAUAAGUUUUUGUCGCAAGAAAGUAAAGCCAGUACAUCAGUUGAGGUCAGUAUAGCAGACUACUGUGCACCUAUUGAAAAUGGAACCAAUAUUCUUGCAACCAUACAAACGGGUGAGUCUGUGAAUGGUGCUCAAAAUGCAUACGAAACUGGAUAUGAUAAGGUUGGUGUGGAAGAUGAGGCUCAAGUUGAGGGUGCACUCUUGGAUCUUGAUGAAAAGGACCCGCUCUGUAAGGGUAGUGAAGAAUGUAAAAUGGAUUCUACAUAUUCAGAAAAGGUUGAUAUUGUUCUGAAAAAUGCUUCAUUAAAUGAUGGAGAAACUCCAACCUUUCAGGAAGUUGAUGCAGUCAAUGAAGAAAUGACCUCUCUUGUGGAUAAUCAAGCUGAAUUUGAGGAUGUUGGAGUUGCAAAUGAUAAAGAAUUUCUGAAUCUAGAUGAUGAUGAGCUAGGAGAGGAUGAUGAUGAUGGUAUGCCAUGUGAUGAAAGUCGUCUUCUUGAAAAUAGUGGAUGGUCUUCACGUACCAGGGCUGUUGCCAAGUAUCUCCAGAGUUUGUUCGAGGAUGAAGCUGUACAUGGACGUAAGUUACUUUCCAUGGACAGUCUAUUGGCUCAUAAAACACGUAAAGAAGCGUCGAGGAUGUUUUUUGAAACACUGGUUCUUAAGACAAGAGACUACAUCCAUGUAGAACAGGGGAAACCCUUUGACAACAUCUGUAUACAGCCUCGAACAAAGCUCAUGAAGUCAGAUUUCUGAUCCCUUGCAUAGGAAAAGCAGAUACAGUGAAAAGUGCCAUGUCGUAGUUCAAGUUCUGAUGCUCAGCCCACACCGGUAAUUAUUUUGUUUCAAAAUAAUGUUUUUUUUUUCCUUUUUUUAAAAUUUAAAAAUUAGUUGGUGUUUAGCUCAUGUAAUUGGUAGGUUAACAGUGGGGAGGGAAGGCACAUGUCAGUCAUCAUGUUGAUUUUAUCGACGACUGUAGGUGGGUAAUUAUUGUGAAUAUAUAUACAUAUAUAUGUAAAAUAUCUCAAUUUGCAAUUGAAGAUGCUAAUUUAUUUGUUUUGACUGCUGUUUGGCCAUUCCUUGAUAUUCAUAAAGGAUUUGUUACGAAUUGCCUGAAUCUGAAUUAUAAACUCACAGUUUGAGUUGAGGCUGAUUAAUUGUGGUUGUGGGCAACCAAUUCCCCUUGGCCUUCUUGUUGAUGUUGUUAACGUUUUAUAUUAAGUUAGGGACAGUGUGAAUCUGCAAUACAUAUAGCAAGUCGUCCCAUUGUCACAAUGGAGAGCUUUGAAUCUCGCAUUGAUAUAUUUGUUUAAUACUAUUUUGUUAAAUAAUAGCUAUAUUUUUAUA
Molecule: messenger RNA, 4661 nt
Organism: Durio zibethinus
Lineage: Eukaryota; Viridiplantae; Streptophyta; Magnoliopsida; Malvales; Malvaceae
Gene: SYN4
Product: sister chromatid cohesion 1 protein 4
Biological process (GO): replication-born double-strand break repair via sister chromatid exchange; sister chromatid cohesion
Cellular component (GO): cohesin complex
Molecular function (GO): chromatin binding; protein binding
Source: RefSeq, a predicted model, not a curated record